AUGAGGAUCGAGAAGUGCUAUUUCUGCUCCUCGAACGUAUUCCGAUUUUGUCGUUCGAAAUGUCACAAGCUGUUCAAGAAGAAGCGUAAUCCCAGGAAAACAAGAUGGACGAAGGCAUCGCGUAUGGCCCGAGGCAAGGAGCUGAGGGGCGAUAGCACUUUGGCUGUUGAAGCACGACGUAACGAGCCACUGAAGUAUGAGCGACAGUUGUGGAAUGAAGCGGGUUGGCUAUUCUUUACUUCUCGGAUUAGUCAUUCGUUAUAA
Molecule: messenger RNA, 264 nt
Organism: Gongylonema pulchrum
Lineage: Eukaryota; Metazoa; Nematoda; Chromadorea; Rhabditida; Gongylonematidae
Source: the annotation of a GenBank genome assembly